GCGGCCCCGGGGCGGACCCGGAUUUCACUUCCCCGAGUUCCGAUCCCAAAAUUCAGACCCAGCCCGGCCCGGAGCGGAGCUCAAUCCUGCCCUAAAAAUGCCCACGGAGACGGAGCGCUGCAUCGAGUCGCUGCUGGCGGUGUUCCAGCGCUACGCGGGCAAAGAGGGAGAUUCGCUCACCCUGAGCAAACGGGAAUUCCUGGAUUUCAUGAACACCGAGCUGGCCGCUUUCACCAAGAACCAGAAGGACCCGGCGGUGGUGGACAGGAUGAUGAAGAAAUUGGAUCUCAACAGCGACGGCCACUUGGAUUUCCAGGAAUUCCUCAACCUCAUCGGGGGCAUCGCCGUGGCCUGCCACAACAGCCUGCUCCUCAAACCCCAAAAUCCGUAGGGUCCGGGAGAAUCCCAAAUUUCCAAAUCCCCCGGGACCCAAAUCGGAAUCCCUCAAAUCGGAAAAGCCACGUUUCCCCCAUUUU
Messenger RNA from Malurus melanocephalus (red-backed fairy wren), 476 nucleotides. Its product is annotated as protein S100-A11-like. Gene Ontology annotation, cellular component: cytoplasm. Bases 98 to 391 code for a protein of 97 amino acids. The transcript has 3 exons. Gene Ontology annotation, molecular function: calcium-dependent protein binding; calcium ion binding. Gene Ontology annotation, biological process: regulation of cell population proliferation. The record is from RefSeq and is a predicted model, not a curated record. NCBI's taxonomy places the organism in Eukaryota, Metazoa, Chordata, Aves, Passeriformes, Maluridae.